CUGUCGCGGUAACCGCAAAAAUGAAAUAUCGCGAUAUGAAGAAGCCCACCGCGCUGCAUCAUGGGCCACCGCGAUUACUGAACUUGGUUCAACUCAAUGAUGCAUGUUGAGAAGGAUGGCUGCACUGGUAUCAAAACGAAACGUUACUUCGCUCCUGUGGGAGCGCUUUGGUUUUCAGUACGUCAGCUGCUGCGCAGCCAGAGUCCUUGGCCGAGACAGAGCUGCCACCAGCGGCAAAAAAUAAAUAAAUAAUAAACGCUCGGAGACCUGCUGAAGUCCCGGACAAGCACUGCUUCUGCAACCGUCCCGAAGAGAGUUUGAGCCGAGCUGGAGCUCACUCGCUACCUGCAGGUGGAAUGCAUCCACCCUAAAGAACCCCCCUGACAUGGUGGAGCAACAACCGGGAGAGAUUCCCUUUGCUCGCCAGAGUCGCACGCAAGUUGAGUUCGGAAGCGAGCGGGGCCGGACCGGAGCGGAGGGGAGCGGAGGUAGUGGAAUUUGGGAUUUUGCCUUUAUGCUCUGGCGCACAGCCCUCAUCUCCUCCUGUCGCCUGCUUCCCUCUUGCUCUCAUCCAGCCGGUCGGAGCUUCCGGUGGAGUGUUAUUGCUUCUGCUCACAGGAGACGGAGCUCUAUGGAUCCUGAGGUUCCCGCCAUCGACCCUUCAUGCACACCCGCUGAAUCUCCAGCGUCAGGGAUGAGUUCUGAUGCAACUGGCAGCUUGGAGACAAUGGCUUCUGAGGAUUUGUUACCUGGAGAGACUGUAGUGAGAGAGGGAAAGGCCUCCAUCCUGUUCCCCAGUGCCAAUGAGGUAUUUUACAACCCCGUCCAGGAGUUUAACAGGGAUCUGACAUGUGCUGUGAUCACUGAGUUUGCCAGAGAUCUGCUGGCUCAGCGAGGGGUGAGGGUGGUGGUGCCCGGAGAAAAGGAGAAGGUGUUGGUGUCUCUGUCGGAGGAGUCUAACGAGGCUGAGGAGAAAACUGGGGCAGAAGAGCUCAACGUGACUGCAACAGCAGGGGAGAAGUGUGAGCACGGUCUCCGUGUCCUGGAGGGCCUUGCAGCUUCUGGUUUGCGUUCGGUGCGUUUUGCCCUCGAGGUCCCCGGCCUACAGAGUGUCACAGCCAACGAUUUCUCCUCUAAAGCCGCAGCACUGAUCGCGAGAAACGCUCAGUAUAACCGAGUCAGCCACUUGGUCCAGGCCAGCUGCAGAGACGCCAGCAUGCUGAUGUACGAGAAGCGAGGGAAGAAAGAGCGAUAUGAUGUCAUCGAUUUGGAUCCCUACGGUAGUCCUGCAUCCUUUCUGGAUGCUGCUGUGCAGGCUGUCAGUGAAGGAGGUCUGUUGUGUGUAACGUGUACAGACAUGGCCGUGAUGGCAGGAAACAGUGGAGAAACAUGCUACAGCAAAUACGGCUCCAUCUCCAUCAAAGCCAAGUACUGUCAUGAGAUGGCUCUUCGUAUCAUCCUCCAUAGUCUGGAUCAGCGGGCUGGCGUGUACCAGAGAUACAUCCAGCCUCUCCUGUCUGUCAGCGCCGACUUUUACAUUCGGGUCUUUGUUCGUGUCUUCACAGGGCAGGCUACAGUCAAAAACUCUGCCAGUAAGCAGGCUCUGGUGUACAACUGUGUCGGUUGUGGGUCCUUCCACCUGCAGAGGAUGGGCAGAAGAAUAGAUAACGGCAAACAUAUGAAGUAUUCUGCUGCCACGGGACCCCCGGUUGGACCUGAGUGUGAACAGUGUGGACAGAGACACCAGCUGGGUGGUCCAAUCUGGGCUGAGCCCAUUCAUGACCAGGAGUUCGUUCAGAAGGUUUUAUCUGCCGUGUCGGGGAACCCGUCCAGAUUUGGGACUUCCAAACGUAUCGAGGGGAUGCUCAGCAUGGUCACUGAGGAGUUGGAAGACGUGCCCCUCUAUUACACAGUGGACAAUCUGACCAGCACAUUACACUGUAACACGCCUCCUCUGCUCCAGUUUAGAUCUGCUCUCCUCCACGCUGGCCACAGAGUUUCUCUCUCUCAUGCCUGUAAAAAUGCCAUAAAAACAGAUGCUCCUCCUGCAGCCAUCUGGGACAUCAUGAGAUGUUGGGAGAAAGAAAACCCGGUGAAGAGAGAGAAGCUGUCUCAGACUAGUCCAGCGUUCAGAAUCCUGUCCACCGAGCCCCGCUUAGAGGCCUGUUUCACUGUGAGGGAGGACGCCAACCCUCAGUCUCGUAAACGCCAUCUGACUCGGUUCCAGGAGAAUCCUCAGGCCUUCUGGGGACCCAAAGCUCGUGCCAAAGCAGGAGGUGGGAUCACUACACACCUGCAGGACAAGAGGAAGAAGUGUCAGAACAAAAGAAAGAACCAGGUCACGGACUCGUCUCAGCUGAAGAACUUUCCCUGCAAAAAGUUCAAACAGGGAAUGUGCACUCACGGAGACGAAUGCUGCUACUCUCAUGAUGCGGAUCAGACAUGCGAAGAGAAAGCAAACAAUUGAUUUGUUUUGCUUUUGGUCUCGGUCGACCGACAGGCUUAUUUUAUGCAGCCAGUUUUGCUUUUUGAACAUGAAUUAUAGAGUUAUAAUUUCAAAUACUUAUUUUUUAGAUUAUGUUCAGUUGCUGUAGCUGCUGAAUCCCUACAGUGCAGGUAUAAACAUACAGGAAAAUAAAUCCCCGUGUCUGACUGGUGUGGGCUAGCAAACAUGCACAAAAAGUGAGAAUGAUGGAUCUUUAUCAGAUUGUGAAUUUUUUCCAUAGUACAAAUAAGCAUUAAAAAUAUCUGAAAUAGC
This is a messenger RNA of Nothobranchius furzeri (turquoise killifish), 2758 nucleotides long. The record is from RefSeq and is a predicted model, not a curated record. Lineage: Eukaryota; Metazoa; Chordata; Actinopteri; Cyprinodontiformes; Nothobranchiidae.